Volvox carteri f. nagariensis is the source of this 375-nucleotide messenger RNA. RefSeq lists its product as uncharacterized. Lineage: Eukaryota; Viridiplantae; Chlorophyta; Chlorophyceae; Chlamydomonadales; Volvocaceae. The record is from RefSeq and is a predicted model, not a curated record. The annotation marks the transcript as partial. The transcript is spliced from 5 exons.
CGGCUGCAGAGGUCCUGGACCACCCAGAGCGUGCAGCAGGGCUCCGAGGACUCCAAGGACGCGGUACAUGCGCGACUGUGGAGCCGUGUGGAUGUGGCGGAUUUGGAGGAGCGGCAGGACAACAGCAGCAGGCGCUGCAGUGCUCCCAGCGCGAACGUGUCGCUCGCAGAGGCACCGGCAGGGGUGCCGCGGCCCCAGCAGCCCCGGGGCUGGAGGUCGCGAGAGCCGUCGUGCGGUGCCGCCGACUUCUGGCAGCCUCGGCGCGGCGCCUGUGUUGCAUACAGCCAGUUGGGCUGGGAGAUCCCGGUAGGCAGUGAUAAUGCUGGAGCCUACAGCGACACACGUCCUCCGCCCUACCUUCUGGUCGCGGCCUAA